Messenger RNA from Aspergillus nomiae NRRL 13137, 1494 nucleotides. Its product is annotated as fungal specific transcription factor domain-containing protein. The record is from RefSeq and is a predicted model, not a curated record. Gene Ontology annotation, biological process: DNA-templated transcription. The transcript is spliced from 3 exons. Bases 1 to 1494 code for a protein of 497 amino acids. Gene Ontology annotation, molecular function: DNA binding; zinc ion binding. Lineage: Eukaryota; Fungi; Ascomycota; Eurotiomycetes; Eurotiales; Aspergillaceae.
AUGAACCUAGAUUUCGCAUGGAAUUCGGAGGUUCCACGUAUAAAGACUCCUGAUCCUAAUCUGCACUUUCCGGGACUGGCCUUGAGAAACAUUUGCGUGUUCAAUGGCUUGCCAUUUUUUUCCUCAGGGGGUCGACAGUGGAUCAAGGCACAGACAGGGGAAGACGUGGAUCUGAACCAAUAUCAGCCCCCGAAACGGAUCUCAUCGCUUCGCCCCAAGGCGACUCGCACCGUAUAUUUGCCGAGCAAAAGUCUUCUUUUUGAACGCCUCCAAGAGUACAAAUCAUCUGUCUUUUGUCAAAUAUUCCCGUUCAUUAACCCGCACCUUUUCGAUGACACAGUUCGUGCGGCUUAUCAGGAGCAAUCCACCUUAACAUGCAGCAAUGAUAGUGCCAAAGCAUGUGUCUUUGCAUUCAUGGCAGUGGCUUCUAUGUUCUCGAAUUCUACAGAUAGUCAUGGGUCUCUUGACUCCGAUCAUUAUGCCUACGCUGCUUAUGAUCUAGUACCGGAAUUCUUUCGAGACACUGUAACAACAGAAGGGUUACAGGCGUUACUUAUGUUGUGCCUCUACAGUCAAUCUGUUCUCGGUGACCAGCUGAGUGUAGAACUAUUAUUCUCGGCUGCAACUCGAUUUGUCUUCCAUCUUGGGGGCCAUAUAUUCCCUAAGAGUGUUGAUAAGGUCGGAGUACAGCCUGCGAACAGGCCUUCCUCCUAUCUUGACGACGCAAACUGUGAUCUCACACUUUGUGAAGCCACAACUACAGGUGCUCGAGACACUGGGCUAUCAUCUUUCUUCACCCCAUUCGCGCGCAUGGCAAUCAUCCAAUCGCAGAUCUAUCGCAGACUCUAUUCUGUCGUAGCUCGAAACAAAACGGAUUCUGAACUCUUAUCCACCAUUCGUGAUCUUGAUCAGCUUUUGGAAGACUGGAAGCUCUCAAUUCCCAUGGAUGCACGACCGUCCCUAACACAUCGACCGACAGGUGGUGAAGACAUACCAUCAGCUGUUUUUCAGCUGCAAUAUCAUUAUUGCAUGGCAACUAUCCAUCAAGCGAGUGGUCGCUGCAUAUCAUGGACCCAAGACACACGUGGCUCUGGCUCCAGUCUAGCCAUCAGUGUGGAGGCAAGUCGAUCACUGUUAAACAUAGUGUCACAUUCUGAGCUUCACCUUCACCGCUAUAAUCUACUGUCAGUCCACACUCCCGUUGAUAUAGCUUAUGAGGAUCCAGAAACGCCGCUUACCAUCUCUCUUUCUAGUUUCUGCCUUCCUUAUGUUACCGCUGCGAUAAUUCACCUCUUCUGUGACAUCCUUCUUAAACCUCGUGAUGUGGCCAGUCAUGCCAGUCUAGAACUGAUGGACAUGGCUCGGGAACGGAUGUUGGCACAGCUAUGGCCGCAAGCUCCUAUUUCUUUCAAGAUGCAGGUCCAGUUCGUGGAAGGCCUCAGUGUAGAAGUACAACGCCUUGCGCGAAGUGCGAUUCGGAAAGCGACUGCCUGA